AUGAGACGACCAUCGACCAACUGGGCUAUGACAGCAAGCAUGGCGAAUCUUCUAAUGGUUCCACUACUCCCAGUCCAGGCGUCAGUCGGAAACCCUGGUCUUCUCCCGAGUCCUCCAAUGGGAUUCAAUAAUUGGGCCCGAUUCGAAUGCGAGCUCAAUGAGACGCUUUUCACAGAAACCGCGCAGUCCAUGGUAAGCCGCGGCUUACUUGAUGCAGGCUACAAUCGCCUCAAUCUUGAUGAUUGCUGGAUGUCAACUGCCCGUUCCGACAAUGGUUCCCUGCAGUGGAACACUACCAAGUUCCCCAAUGGUAUCCCCUGGCUAGCAAACUAUGCCCAGGAACGCGGGUUUCACCUGGGAAUCUACGAAGAUGCAGGCAAUGAGACCUGUGGUGGCUAUCCAGGCUCAUUUCAACAUGAGGAGCAAGAUGCUGAGACGUUUGCCAGCUGGGGCAUUGACUACCUCAAGCUAGACGGGUGCAAUGUUUACGCCGAGGAUGGAAAGCCUCUGCGAGACGAAUACAAGUCUAUUUAUAGCAAGUGGCACAAGAUCCUGAGCGGCAUGUCAGAGCCACUGAUCUUCUCCGAGUCUGCGCCUGCAUAUUUCUGCACCAGUGAAACUGAGUGGGCCAGAGUCAUGGACUGGGUCCCUUUUAAUGGGGAGCUGGCGCGCCAUUCGGAUGAUGUUCUUGUUUAUGUCGGUGAAGGCAGUGCUUGGGAUAGUAUCAUGGUGAACUACGAGUAUCAGAUUCAGUUGGUACGCUACCAGCAGCCGGGCUAUUAUAAUGAUCCCGAUUUCCUGAUCCCAGAUCACUCGGGUCUGACGGAGGACGAGAAGAAAUCCCAUUUUGCACUUUGGGCGUCGUUCGGGGCACCGCUUAUUAUCAGUGCUUAUAUUCCCGCUCUUCCGGAGGAGGUCAUUACCUUCCUUAAGAAUAAGGAUCUAAUCGCUGUGGAUCAGGACCCGCUAGCUGAGCAGGCUGCUUUGGUUACCCGUGGCGCCAAUUUCGAUGUCCUUACCCGCUCAUUGGCAAACGGUGAUAGACUUCUUACCGUGUUGAAUCGUGGAAACAAUACUGAGAAAAUCACGAUCCCGGUUUCGCAGCUUGGCCUGGAUUCCAGUUGCCAGUACCGUGCCCGUGAUCUGUGGACUGGCACUGUUAAAACAAUUCAUGGCUCUGUGGAGGUUACUCUUGACUCUCACGCUACUAGUGUCCAUCGCAUCACACCACCGCGCGGAUGCACAAAGACUACUCCAACUGGUAUGAUCUUUAACACGGCAUCUGAGAAGUGUUUGACCGCUUCUUCGAGCACUGUCACAUUCAAGGCCUGUGAUGCAGCCGAUUCGCAAGUCUGGUCUGUCUCUGGAUCCGGUAGCCAACUUACUCUGAGCCCAUUGUCGGAUACAGCAAAGUGUCUUGCGGCCAAGGAUGGGUCUAUCUCACUUAUGGCAUGUAAAGCUGGCUCUGGGACUAGCUGGUCUCAUUUCAUUACGGGUCAUUUGAAGAGUGCUGGUGGAGACUGCUUGAUUGAUUCUUCAGGGGCUAGUCUAGAAAAAUGUGAUCAAAGUGUUGCUGGGCAGAUGAUGGGUUUGCCAAGUGGUGUGAAGCUGGUUGCUGGUACUGACUGA
Penicillium pulvis is the source of this 1629-nucleotide messenger RNA. RefSeq names its product putative alpha-galactosidase (gene aglA). The transcript has a single exon. Gene Ontology annotation, molecular function: hydrolase activity, hydrolyzing O-glycosyl compounds. Gene Ontology annotation, biological process: carbohydrate metabolic process. The record is from RefSeq and is a predicted model, not a curated record. Bases 1 to 1629 code for a protein of 542 amino acids. NCBI's taxonomy places the organism in Eukaryota, Fungi, Ascomycota, Eurotiomycetes, Eurotiales, Aspergillaceae.